UGCAGGUGGCCGCGGGCGCGGGGCUCGGCCCGAGUUCGGGAGUGGAGGAAGGGGCCCAUGAAAGCAGAAAUGCCUCAGGCCUAUAAAAGUCCUAAAGCGGCCCUGUGUUCGAGUCUUAGUCCUUCCAUUCACAGGCUGUGCAGCCUUGAGCCUGUGGUCUCCCCUCGCUGAGUCUUGGGUUCCCCCCGGGAAGCAGGCAUCACUGGCCCACCUCAGAAUGAUGGGGAAACUGAGGCACGGAGCUGGACAGUGACUCAAACACCAGGAGCUGCCCAUCGCGGAGCUGAGUGCUCAGACAGGCACUAGACAGGAGCCUUCAGGGAUCACCACAGAGGCCAUCAGGAUGUCAUAUUUUGGGGAGCAUUUUUGGGGAGAGAAAAACCAUGGCUUUGAGGUCCUGUACCAAAGCGUGAAGCAGGGGCCCAUCUCUACCAAGGAGCUGGCGGACUUCAUUCGAGAGAGGGCCACCAUUGAGGAGACCUACUCGAAGGCGAUGGCAAAACUUUCCAAGCUGGCCAGCAAUGGGACCCCUAUGGGGACCUUCGCCCCACUCUGGGAGGUCUUCCGAGUCUCCUCAGACAAGCUGGCGCUCUGCCACCUGGAGCUGACACGAAAGCUACAGGACCUCAUCAAGGACGUGCUUCGCUACAGCGACGAACAGCUCAAGACACACAAGAAGUGCAAAGAGGAAGCGCUGGGUACCCUGGAUGCCGUGCAGGUCCUUGCAGGCGUCAGCCAGCUCCUGCCCAAGUCCCGUGAGAACUACCUGAAUCGUUGCAUGGACCAGGAGCGGCUGCGGAGGGAGAGCACCAGCCAGAAGGAGAUGGACAAGGCAGAGGCCAAGACCAAGAAGGCGGCAGAGAGCCUGCGGCGUUCAGUGGAGAAAUACAACUCAGCCCGCGCUGACUUCGAACAGAAGAUGCUGGACUCGGCUCUGCGCUUCCAAGCCAUGGAGGAGACCCACUUGCGGCAAAUGAAGGCACUUCUGGGCUCUUAUGCCCACUCAGUGGAGGACACCCAUGUGCAGAUUGGGCAGGUGCAUGAGGAGUUUAAGCAGAACAUAGAAAACGUCAGUGUGGAGAUGCUGCUGAGAAAGUUUGCAGAAAGCAAGGGCACAGGCCGGGAGAAGCCUGGGCCUUUGGACUUUGAGGCGUACAGUGCAGCUGCCCUGCAGGAAGCAAUGAAACGUUUGCGGGGAGCCAAGGCCUUUCGCCUCCCAGGACUGAGCCGGCGGGAGCGGGAGCCACCUGCAGCUGUAGAUUCCCUGGAGCCCGAAUCAGGGACGUGUCCAGAGGUGGAUGAAGAAGGUUUCACUGUCCGGCCUGAUGGGACCCAGAACAGCACCGAGGAGCCCUCCCGCUUCUCAUCCAGCGAUUCCGAUUUCGAUGAUGAGGAGCCCCGCAAAUUCUACGUGCACAUCAAGCCUGCCCCAGCCCGGGCCCCAGCCUGCAGUCCGGAGGCAGCUGCAGCACAGCUCAGGGCCACAGCUGGCAGCCUCAUCUUGCCUCCUGGCCCAGGGGGCACCAUGAAACGCCAUUCUUCACGGGACACUGCUGGGAAACCACAGAGGCCUCGAUCUGCUCCAAGGGCUGGCAGCAAUGCCGAGAAACUGACUUCUGAUGAGCAGGUUUCCAAGAACCUCUUUGGGCCGCCGCUAGAGUCUGCCUUUGACCACGAAGAUUUUACAGGCUCUAGCAGCCUCGGCUUCACCUCCAGCCCCUCGCCUUUCUCCUCCUCGUCGCCCGAGAAUGUGGAGGACUCUGGCCUGGACUCACCGUCCCACGUGGCGCCUGGUCCCUCCCCGGAUUCCUGGGUCCCCCGCCCGGGCACCCCACAAAGCCCACGUACCUGUAGGGCGCCGCCCCCGGAGUCGAGGGGGACACAGCCCCUGCCACCAUCAGACUCGCCGCAGCCCCUUGCACCAUCCCCGGGCCCCUGGGGGCUGGAGGCUAUGGCUGGAGGAGACUUGAUGCCUGUAUCCGCCGACUUUGCAGCCAGGGAGGGCCUGACAGCCCCACCCCGGAGACCCCGCUCCAGGAAGGUGUCCUGUCCCCUCAUGCGCAGCAACGGGGACCUGUCUCGUUCCCUCAGCCCCUCCCCACUGGGCUCUUCGGCCCCCAGCACCAUCCCAGAACGGCCCAGCUUCUCAUCCCAGACAGGACACGGAGUCUCCCGGGGCCCAAGCCCUGUGGUCCUGGGCUCUCAGGAUGCCCUGCCUGUGGCCACUGCCUUCACUGAGUAUGUCCACGCCUACUUUCGUGGCCACACCCCCAGCUGCCUUGCUCGAGUAACUGGGGAGCUGACCAUGACCUUCCCUGCCGGCAUCGUGCGUGUGUUCAGUGGAACCCCACCCCCACCAGUCCUCAGCUUCCGCCUUGUGCACACGGCCCCCAUUGAGCACUUCCAACCCAAUGCCGACCUGCUCUUCAGUGACCCCUCCCAGAGCGACCCUGAGACCAAAGACUUCUGGCUCAACAUGGCAGCUCUGACUGAGGCCCUGCAGCGCCAGGCAGAGCAGAAUCCAGCUGCCUCCUACUACAAUGUAAUGCUGCUGCGAUACCAGUUCUCCCGCCCGGGUCCCCAGUCCGUGCCUCUGCAGCUGAGUGCCCACUGGCAGUGCGGGGCCACCCUCACUCAGGUCUCAGUGGAGUACAGCUACCGGCCCGGUGCCACGGCCGUGCCCACGCCACUCACCAACGUCCAAAUCGUGCUGCCCAUUGGGGAGCCUGUGACCAAUGUCCGUCUGCAGCCGGCUGCCACCUGGAACCUGGAAGAGAAGAGGCUCCUAUGGAAGCUUCCAGAUGUGUCCGAGGCAGGGGGUUCUGGCCGCCUAUCUGCCAGUUGGGAGCCAUGUUCGGGGCCCAGCACGCCCAGCCCUGUAGCCGCUCAGUUCACCAGCGAGGGGGCCACUCUGUCUGGUGUGGACCUGGAGCUGGUGGGGAGUGGCUACCGCAUGUCCUUGAUAAAGAAGAGGUUCGCCACAGGUAUGGCCUGCCCUGCUGCUGUGCACCCACGGAGCCAGGACCGUGCCAGGUUCCGAGCCCCGUUCCCUGCUUCUGCCGCUGCGUGGGGGUGGGGGCGGCAUUUGAGGCCUUUGCAGUGAAUCGGUGGGUGUUGGGACCUGGAGACCCAAGAUGGAGGGUACAGGUAGAGAGGGGUGCUCAGAGCCCCAGUCGGAAGGGUCAAGAAGUGGCCCCCAGAGGGUGUCCCUGCAAGAACCCAAGUUGGAGAGCCAGACUCCCCAAUGCUGCACAGCCCCACUCCCAACCCAUUCUCCUGUCCCCACAAUGGGACAGUGGGAACAAUGAGUUACAGGGGUGUUUCGAGGAGGAUUGGGGGAUCCCAGGGUGGGGGCAAGGGGCCCCCUUCCCCCCUCACAGCCCCACCCCCACAGGGAUGUACCUAGUGAGCUGCUGAUCCUGCAGAGGCCAACCAGCACCGCUGGCCCCAGCUCUGUGCUGCAUCCUGGUGCUCGCUGACUGCUCCCUGCCCUCCUGCUGGACCCAGGGGUCCCCCACUCAGCCUCCCCUGAGGCCCCCACUCCAUGGAGAAAGUCCCUAUGCUCAGUCCGGCUGAGCCUGAGAUUCACUUUUGUUCAUACCAACUCCCAUGAAGGUCCUUGGCCUUUUAAUGUUCUUUGAAUAAACACUCUAUUUUCUAAUAAAUAAAUAACGAGCC
This is a messenger RNA of Phacochoerus africanus (Common warthog), 3678 nucleotides long. It is a transcript of the gene FCHO1, whose product is annotated as FCH and mu domain containing endocytic adaptor 1. NCBI's taxonomy places the organism in Eukaryota, Metazoa, Chordata, Mammalia, Artiodactyla, Suidae. The transcript has 29 exons. Gene Ontology annotation, biological process: clathrin coat assembly; clathrin-dependent endocytosis. The record is from RefSeq and is a predicted model, not a curated record. Gene Ontology annotation, cellular component: clathrin-coated vesicle; cytoplasm; clathrin-coated pit. Bases 344 to 3103 code for a protein of 919 amino acids.